Molecule: messenger RNA, 2053 nt
Organism: Misgurnus anguillicaudatus (oriental weatherfish)
Lineage: Eukaryota; Metazoa; Chordata; Actinopteri; Cypriniformes; Cobitidae
Source: RefSeq, a predicted model, not a curated record
GACAUUAACGUCCGGCCUUGCUGCCGUUUCACAGGGAUUUUGUGGAAAAUACAGACUGCUCUUUACCUAUUGUCGUAGCUUUCAGGAACACAUGAGCUCUUUUAAGAGCAAAGCACUCAUGUAGUGCAGCACAGCAUCUGACGGAUGUCUGUUUUUGCUCGAGCUCUUUGAAAGCACGUUUUCCUCAUGCUAGUCUUUGUAUGUGAAGAGCGUCUCUAGAAGACACCAGCUCGACUCCUUCUGCUUUCAUUAAACUUCGCUUUGCUUCAACCAGCUCGCACUUUUUCCUUCACAGGUUGUAGUUUCGUAAUUGCUUCACCCUCGGUGUGAGCUUAGUUUUUGUUUCCGAUAUAUUCGCAUUUGCUGAGGUGCUAGCUGUUAGCUAGCCAGUUUUACACUCACUCGGUGUAUUGGAGCUGCUGCAUAAUGUCAGAUUUUGACGAGUUUGAGAGACAGCUGACCGAAAACAAGCAAGGUUAUGCUGAUAUUAUGAUUUUUAGCAAAAAGAAAAAAAAAAUUAGAAAAAUGCAAAAUAAAGCAUGUUCACAAGUGGACUCAGACUGUUGAAACCUAUGCAGAAAUAAAACAGCGGAUAGAGACAAAGAGAACAAACACCACCGGCGCAGUGGCUCGAGAAGUCGCAGCAGAGACCGGGACAGAAAGAGGAGAAGUCGAGACCGAGAUAGGAGAGGCAGCCGAGAUCGUCAUGGAGAUAGCAAGGAUCGCAGACACAGACGAAGUCGCUCCCCACAUCGUGAGAAGAAAAAGAUUAAAGUGAAGAAGUACUGGGAUGUUCCUCCCCCCGGAUUUGAACACAUCACACCCAUGCAGUAUAAAGCCAUGCAAGCUGCUGGUCAGAUCCCAGCUACUGCUCUGUUGCCCACAAUGACCCCUGAGGGUCUGGCUGUGACCCCAACACCUGUUCCUGUCGUCGGCAGCCAGAUGACUCGACAAGCCCGCCGUUUGUACGUUGGCAACAUCCCGUUUGGUAUCACAGAGGAGUCUAUGAUGGACUUCUUCAACGCUCAGAUGCGUUUGGGUGGUUUGACCCAGGCACCAGGAAACCCAGUUCUUGCUGUUCAGAUUAACCAGGACAAAAACUUUGCCUUUCUGGAGUUUCGCUCAGUGGAUGAAACGACACAGGCCAUGGCGUUUGAUGGCAUCAUUUUCCAGGGACAGAGUCUGAAGAUUCGCCGACCACACGACUACCAACCUCUACCGGGCAUGAGUGAAAACCCCAGUGUCUAUGUGCCAGGCAAGACUCUGUAUUCUGGUGUUGUCUCUACUGUGGUGCCCGAUUCGGCACAUAAGCUCUUCAUUGGCGGUUUGCCAAAUUACCUCAACGAUGAUCAGGUGAAAGAAUUGCUGACAUCAUUUGGUCCCCUGAAAGCAUUUAACCUGGUGAAAGACAGCGCUACAGGCCUCUCCAAGGGCUAUGCUUUUUGUGAAUAUGUUGACGUCAACAUCAGUGACCAGGCUAUUGCGGGUCUAAAUGGAAUGCAGCUGGGUGACAAGAAACUCCUGGUCCAAAGAGCAAGUGUGGGGUCCAAGAACACCACACUGACGGGAAUAAACCAGACUCCUGUGACCCUGCAAGUGCCAGGUCUCAUGAACAGUUCAGUCAACCAGAUGGGAGGCAUUCCAACAGAGGUCUUGUGUCUUAUGAACAUGGUAGCUCCAGAGGAACUGCUUGAUGAUGAAGAGUAUGAGGAGAUCGUGGAAGACGUCAAGGAAGAGUGCUCCAAAUACGGCCAGGUCAAGAGCAUUGAGAUCCCGCGUCCUGUCGAUGGCUUGGAAGUUCCGGGCACUGGAAAGAUCUUUGUGGAGUUUAUGUCAGUGUUUGACUCUCAGAAAGCAAUGCAAGGCUUAACAGGAAGGAAAUUUGCCAACAGAGUGGUGGUGACUAAAUACUGCGACCCUGACGCCUACCACCGCCGCGACUUCUGGUAGAAACGGGACAGAUUUAAGAGCCAGUGAAACGAAAUGGUGUGAUUUCAAAAGAAACACCUUAUUUUGUAGAUGUAUGAGAUCUAAGAGGGUGUGAGUUUUUUUU